This is a messenger RNA of Mucor velutinosus, 1200 nucleotides long. RefSeq names its product SWI5-dependent HO expression protein 4 (gene SHE4). Gene Ontology annotation, biological process: negative regulation of cAMP-dependent protein kinase activity. Gene Ontology annotation, molecular function: cAMP-dependent protein kinase inhibitor activity; protein kinase A catalytic subunit binding; cAMP binding. The record is from RefSeq and is a predicted model, not a curated record. The coding region runs from base 1 to 1200 and encodes 399 amino acids. NCBI's taxonomy places the organism in Eukaryota, Fungi, Mucoromycota, Mucoromycetes, Mucorales, Mucoraceae. Gene Ontology annotation, cellular component: nucleus; cAMP-dependent protein kinase complex. The transcript has 2 exons.
AUGCCUGACAGUGUACAUCCAUUUUCCACCCAACCUGCCUUAUCACAAGACUAUCAGAAUUUGAUUCUUGAUUUAAGCCAGCAGGUCAAAGCAAAGAACCCAGAGGACUUGCUUCAGUUCUGCUUUGAUUUCUUUCUGGACAAGUUGAUGCAAGAGAGAUCUCACAAUAGAUCACAUCAGCGACAGACACAAAGCACAUCCCACGUAGGCGGCAUUGGCCCUUAUUCCACUGAACAGGAAUCACACGCAAUCCCGCCUCAUCCUACCAUUCACGAAGAAGACGAGGACGAAGACAUGGUCUCUGAUCAUUUGCCAAACUUCCAAAAAACCUCCAAUUUCAGAAAUCGUCGAGUAUCUGUCAGUGCCGAAUCAUUGCAACCUUCGCAGAAAUUGCAAAAGAAAAAGAUUGCAAAGUCGCAGCAGGAAAUCGACAUGAUUACCAACUCUUUGAAAUGCCAUUUCCUGUACAAGACAUUGGAGCAAGAUCAGCGUCAAGAUGUCAUUGACUGCAUGGAGGAAAAGCAAUUUCGUCAAGGUGAUGUUGUGAUUGAACAAGGUGCAGUCGGCGACUUUUUCUACAUUGUGUCCAGUGGUACAUUGGAUUGCUUUGUGGAUGGCAAAUUGGUCACUACAUACGAGCGUGGUGGUAAUUUUGGUGAGUUGGCGCUAAUGUACAAUGCGCCUCGUGCUGCUACUAUCAGAGCGACAUCAAAUGUCGUCUUGUGGGCGCUGGAUCGUGUCUCCUUCCGUUCCAUCUUGAUGGAUCACAACUCCAAGAAGCGUAACAUGCACGAAGAGUUCUUGAAGGGCGUGCCUUUAUUUCGGUCGUUGGAGCUGGCUGAAAUACACAAAAUUGCAGAUGCACUGGAGCCUGUCAGCUUUCGUGACAAUGACAUUGUGCUCAGGCAAGGCGAUGUGGGCGAGGAUUUCUUUCUAAUUGAACGUGGCAUUGCCCUCUUUUACAAGACGGAUGAAAAGGGUCGACAGCUGUUGGUCAAUGAAAUGAAGCAAGGCGAUUACUUUGGAGAACUUGCUUUGCUAACAGACAAGCCAAGAGCUGCUACUGUUGUCGCUAAAGGAGAUUUGAAAUGCGUCACCUUGGGCAAAGCAGCCUUCACUCGUUUAUUAGGUCCUGUCAUGGACAUUUUAAAACGCAAUUCAGUUAAUUACCAUGCCAUCCUUCAAGAAGCCAGAUCUUAA